AUGAGAUCUACAGAAACUUUUAAAUGUUUUAUAUGCAAAAUACUUUUUUGUAGUGUUGAAGAACUUGAGUGUCAUUUUAAAUCUCAUGAAAUAAAUGAAGUUGAUCGAUUUCCAUGUCAUUUGUGUGAUUUGAAAUUCAUAAAAUUUUCGACACUUGAAAGUCAUCACUUAAUUGUUCAUUUGAAAAGAAAUAUAAAUGAAAGUACAGUAUCAGAUGAAUUAAGGAUACUGAGGAAAGAAGCUAAUGAGUGUCUGAAAAAGUUGAAAGGCUUAGAAGAUAAUUACGAGGAAUCUUGUCACUCUGACUUUCGGAAUGUCGAUGACGAAGUUAGUGAUAACGAAAUCUCAUCAAACGUUAUCAGGAAUAAAGAGAAUGAGAAUACUAAAGGGGAAAAAGUCUUUAUUUGUAAAGUGUCUGGCUGUUCAAGGACCUUCCGACACAUGACAUCACUCAUUAUGCAUGGAAAAUGCAUUCAUUCCGAUGAAAGAAACUUCACUUGUGAAAUUUGCUCGAAAACAUUCAAAACGAAAAGUAAUUUGAAUGUUCACAUUAAAAUGCAUAAAAAUCAAAGAGAUCAUCAUUGUACUGAGUGUUCGCAAUCAUUUUUCACAUCAUCACAUCUAAAAGCACAUUUAAGGAUUCACCGGAAUGAAACCCGCUACAAAUGCUUAUUUGAUGGUUGUGGAAAAAGUUUCAUUCAUUUGUCGUCGUUUAAGAAGCACAAUAACUUUCACAGCGGUGUCAAAGACUAUCACUGCAACAUCUGCCAACGAAAAUUCUCACAAUUUUGCCAUCUUCGAGAACAUCUGAAAAUUCAUUUGAAUGAACGUGAACAUAUUUGCAGCAAGUGUAAUAAAGCCUUUCGUCGAGCUGACACGCUUCGAAUUCAUCUUCAGAUAGUGUUGGUAACGCAUAUUCAUAUGACGAAUAUGAAUAAAGAAGAACCAAAUUUAUUAUUGAGCGUGUGUGCGUUUUUCGUCGUUUCAAAACUCCAAAUUAUUUCCUAUAACUCAGCUCAACUUGUAGCCUACAACAAUAAGCAGCAGAGAAAAAAUAAGAGGAAAAAGAAUCACAAGCCAGUCGCGAUGGAAAGCAUAAUCAAAAAGUUCAUCUCGCCUUCUCUGAACAAUCAAAACAAGUCACAAUCAAUGACGGGCCCCCAAAACAGUGAUAACAAUUUCUUGAGGGAACGUUCGGGAAGUGUCGCGAGUCAAUCGCCAUCAUCGCCAACAACUCCGACAGAACGAAAGCCUUCAGUGGAUCAAGACAGCUACUUCUAUUUCAUGUGUUGCAGUCAUGAUUUCUGUUUAAACAGUGGCGUUCAUAAAUGCAGACAUCCCAAGUCACGUGGCUGGCUAAAAUUUCUAGUUUUAAGGCUCAUCAAACUGAAGUUAAUUAAACUUCAUCCAUUCAUCAAGUUGAUAGACAAAGUUGGAGAUUGAAAAAUGUCUUAUUUUGCAUCUUUACAUCCAACGGCAUUUACUGAUAGCAUUAAUCAAUGGAUUUUCAUCAUGUGGAUGGCGGGAGUUAUUCUCUUCAGUCCAUUGUUGAUAUUUUUGUGUGUUACAUUACCUGAACUUCCAGUUUUGAUGGUUCGUAGAUUAUCAAACUAUUCAGUUGAUUCAGAAAGAAGAAGAUGAAGAUUGCUCACAACAUUCUUAAAUCUUUUUUUUUGUCUAUCGAAACUGGAAGAAAUUAAAAAUAAUUUUAAGAAAUUUUUAUACUGUAAAAUAAAUAAAGCACGAAAGCAAUGCAAAUGCUUAUGGAUAAGUAAGUUAAGGAAUUUAAAGUCUCUUUUUCUUGCUGGAAAGAAAUAAAUCAGGAAAUCUUUUGCAUGACUUUAAC
Clunio marinus is the source of this 1846-nucleotide messenger RNA. NCBI's taxonomy places the organism in Eukaryota, Metazoa, Arthropoda, Insecta, Diptera, Chironomidae. The record is from the annotation of a GenBank genome assembly.